AUGUGGGCGGCCAAUCUGAUUGUGGUCACACUGAUGCUCCUGCAUCUGGCAACCCUGGCGCUCAGCUGUUCUUGCGGCAAAGAGGCGAAUUUGGAGUGCGGAUGCACAAAACAUCACUAAAAAUUGGAAAUACUUUGGGAAAUACGAUACAUUUUAUUGUACAUAAAUAGAGAAACACAACUAA
Molecule: messenger RNA, 184 nt
Organism: Drosophila yakuba
Lineage: Eukaryota; Metazoa; Arthropoda; Insecta; Diptera; Drosophilidae
Product: gonadal protein gdl-ORF39
Exons: 1
Coding region: 1-120 (39 amino acids)
Source: RefSeq, a predicted model, not a curated record